This is a messenger RNA of Tupaia belangeri chinensis (Chinese tree shrew), 758 nucleotides long. RefSeq names its product mitochondrial ribosomal protein L52 (gene MRPL52). Lineage: Eukaryota; Metazoa; Chordata; Mammalia; Scandentia; Tupaiidae. The record is from RefSeq and is a predicted model, not a curated record. Gene Ontology annotation, molecular function: structural constituent of ribosome. Gene Ontology annotation, cellular component: mitochondrial large ribosomal subunit. Gene Ontology annotation, biological process: mitochondrial translation.
GGCUCAGGCGGGCAGCCGAUGGCGACUCGAGCAGGGUUUGGCCGCCAACCCCUCCGGCUACGGUCCCUUGACGGAGCUCCCGGACUGGUCGUACGCGGAUGGCCGCCCUGCUCCCCCAAUGAAAGGCCAGCUUCGAAGAAAAGCCCAAAGGGAGAAGUUUGCAAGACGAGUUGUACUGCUGUCACAGGAAAUGGAUGCUGGCUUACAGGCAUGGCAGCUCAGGCAGCAGGAGAAGUUGCAGGAAGAAAGGAAACAGAAAAAUGCUCUUAAACCCAAAGGGACUUCACUGCAGAGAGAAUGAGGAUUUGGCUGGAAGAAAAAGAAAAGAGACCUACUUCCAGUCAAUAAAAACCAACUCCUGCUCCCCUUCCCCAGGCUCUCUGGCUUCCUUUCCUAUCACCUAGAUGCCUCCUCAUAGCCAAAAGAGAGUCUUUGUGUUCCCCAUCUGUCUUUAGAGCAAAAGAGUUCAGACACCAGGAAGAACAGGCUGUAAGGUCGGUCACUGCCUGGGAGGUUUGGCCUAGCGCCCUCACCCUUGGAUCCAUUCCAGUUCAACCGAAUCUUGCUCUGGGAUUUUUAUCCCCUCCUGUAGACUGUAGGAUUGCCCCAACUAUGAACAGUAACUGCUCUACAAACAUGAAAAGGGGACAGCAGUUUUUCCUGGGUUUAGGCUGAUACUCAACCCUUUGACAGCCCAUACACAGCACAGCACAGACCACUUGCAGUUGGCAUUCAAUAAAUGUUCUGAUGAAAAAGGC